AAGAAGAAGAAGAAGAAGAAGAAGAAGAAGAAGAACUUCUUCAGUCGCUUCCGUCCGUUGUUGUCAUGGCGCCGUUUCAAACUGAUGCCAAUUAUCCUCUGACAUUUACAACGUUACACGUGAUGUAUACUUUAAUUAGCCUCCCUGUCUGUAUAAUUCGCCUAUGAUUACUUCAUAUACGCGAUUUAGUAGUUAUAUUUUAUGGCAAAAUGGUCAUACAGACGAUUUUUGGGAUUAGCUUGAUGUAAGCGCAGUAAAUGUUAGGUAAAGCUAACAUUAGCGUUGGGAACAGUACGUGUUUACAUUUUUAUCAUACCUUGUUGAUAGUUUAUUUGCAAUGACUGAACAGUUCUUAAGGAAUGAUGCUAUUAUUAUGUUGGGACGCCAAGACAGAAAUUGGGUUGCUGUUGGCUCAGAUCGAAACGAAAACAAUCAUGAUUUGCGGACGUACCAGACAAAGCUAUUGUUCAGUGAAUCUUUCCCUGCCAGUGCCUUCAACCGUGCCACGCGUGUUGGCCCUCCUGUCCCUAUUGUGAUAGAGAAGCUGCUUACACGAUCAGAGGUGCACGAGAGUGUGGACAGCUCCAAACGCUCCAUUAGCUUUACGGCCCUCUCUGAGGAAAGGCUUCUGGCUGCAGUAAAGCUGGCCAAGAGGGAUCUAAGGCGAAGGCAUCUUGAAGGACUUAAAAAACUCCCUGCAAAACCUUUGCAAGAGUCCACCCUCUCAGAAACAAGUGAUGUGGAGCUGCUUCAGGAGCUAGGAGCCACCUCAAGCAAGACAGAGGCAAAGAUCUCUAGUCCAAAAGAGAGAAUAGCUCAAACUGGUGUCAAACAGCACAUUUUUAAGAAAAAUGUCAUUUCUUCGAUGCCUCAUGGUGGCCAGAUUCCUCCAACCAGAGACCCUGGCUUAAAGCAGGUGGCAAUAGAUAAACAAGCACCUUUAAGCAAUGAGAUAAACAAACUGCAAAAUGAACUGGAACGGUACAUUCAGAAGGUGGAGGAGUUGGCUAAAAGAGGAGGGAAAAUGGAGGAGCCAUUGGAACCAGAAGAGCAAAACAAAUUAGAGAUACGGAGACAGAAGCAGGCAGCCCACUCGGCACGAGUCAUUUAUGUUCUUCAACAGCAGGUUAAAGAGAUACAAGAAGAUGUUGAAAAACUACGAUGCGAGAAGACGUGGAACACCAAAAGGUCCAUUGCAAUAAACAGACUUGCAGCUGCCCACCGCGGGACUCUCAGGGCCUUACAGGUUAUCAUCCACCAGCUCUCAGAUCUGUCUUAUAACAAAGUGCCUCCGUACUAUAAAGAACUGGGCCAGCUGAUUCGUCAGCUCUCUUUGUGCUCCGCUAAGGUUGAGGUGAACCAGGGUUCAGCUGUACCUGAGACGGCCCUAGACAUCCUGCAGAAAGUGGAGAUUUUGGAUUCUGCUCUCAGUAAACAAGAGAUGUUUGAAAAGGUGCAGGCCCAGACCUGUCCUCAACGCAGCACGUCUCCUACCAGACCCACAUAUCCCAGAAGAGGAGUUUGUGUUGGAAGAAGACUAACUCGACGAAAACCUAAAAGUGCUUCUCAUCAGCCCACGAAGAGGAGGGAGGCGCUGAGGGUCGGCCUGCAGAGCAUCAUCCAGCAGAGGGCGCUGAAAGAGCAGCCGAGACCAUCUCAGAAAAACACAACCUGCAGGAAACAACACGCUGAGAGGAGAAAGACUGACGUGAUUGGGCCUAAUCAGAAGCAGAAUGCAGGUUUCCAGCUGCCUACAGUUUCGUCUCGGCUUCGAGUGAACCAGCAACCUGUAAAAGAGCAAUCUGUUCCCUGGAUACCAACAUCUCCUCAUUCCCGUCCUCAGCAACGUAAACCUGUUCGGAGGGGGAGACCAGAGCCACGUUGUCCCUUCCCUCCUGUGAAAAUUUCCUCGAGUCCAACCAAGCAGCAGCAGGAAGAGGACGGAGUAGAAACUGAGUUUUUGCUGAGCUCCGCAAAGAAGAAAGACUCUCAGAAUGAAGCAAUAAGGAAAGCCCAUCUUGAAGAGGUGAAUCGGCAGAAGCUGAAAGAGCUCAACCAUCUCAGCAAAGAAGAGCCUGAACGCACUCAGAGAUCAAGUGACGGCUGGCGGCGUGGGCGUGUUUUGGUUAACAGGUUUGAAGUUGUCAGGCUGAAUCCGUGGGCUGAUGGAGCUGAGCAGAAGGCCAGAGAGACACUUUUUCAUGAAAAACAGCAGGAUGGUGAGACCCAGAAAAGUGUCGAAACCUCGCAGAGGAUCCGGUUUUCUGAGCAGAAAUCAGACAAGGCGUCAGAUGCUGCUGGGCAGCGGUGCAAGGUGCUGCUGGAGGACUUGUUGGAGGACGACGCUCACGCUGCGUGGGCGGCUGAGACAGACCGGCGGGUGGAGGGCACGUCCCAGUGUGGACGGCAAGCCCCCACCCUAGAGAGCAUGCUGCUUCGUAUGGAGGAGAUACAGAGAGAGGAGGAGGAAGUGAGGAGACGUUUUGCCUCCAUCACCUAUUCAGACCCGCUCUUCUGGGAGCGGCCAGGAGCUGAAGGAUCUCAGUGCCAUGCUCCGGGCUCCAGGCCAGCUUCUCCUCAGCCAAUUAGACUCACACGGCCGGUGCUGAAACAGACUUCAGUGGCUGAUAUAGUCCUGGAGAAGCCUGUGGACACUGGAGGUUUCUUGGUUUGCAGCCACUUCACAAGGACACUGCCAGCUCAUUUGUUCAAAUUGAAUUCCUGCCUACAUCCUCCUCCUGCAUUAAGAUGUGUUCAAAGUUUCCUGUUGGAGAAUGCCCCGAUGGAGGAGGCAUCCCAGGAGGAGCAGCCACCAACAAAUAAAACCGUGUCCCCAGGCACAGCAGAUAGGAGCAGAACCGUUAUCUCGGUGUCAGGGUGCACGCUGAGGAACAUCCGCCGUUACCAGGACGACUAUGACACCUAUCUGCGUGAUGUGGCUCACAAUGUCGUCGGCACCUUCAACCCCUGGGCCGUCGUAGACAGCCUCGCAGAUGAGUUACUGUUGGAGGCGUUGGCUGAAGUCGCCGACGAGUUUCAGGAAGUGGUUGAGGAAUACGCCGAGGCUGUCUUCACCUCAGAGUUUCUGCAGCCGAUCCAGUCUCCCCCUGUUUCUUCUGCAGCUUUGGUUGGCCAAUAGGAUGCUACAGCAUCGUUAAAUAAAUGUGCUUUUAUUCAGGUUUUUUUUAACCAGAACUGUUUAUCAUUUUGUAUAGUUUUUGUAUAUUUUAUGAAUGUGACUUUUGGUUUGGGAUAAAUAAAUUAGUUAUUUUUAUUUAUUCUUUCCAACAAUGUUUUUAUCCAAUGAUUUUGCUGAGAUUCCUUUUAAAGUAGAUGUAUCAGGUGAUGUUGCUGAAUUGCACAAGGAGCAUUAGUCUCAUCUCUCUUCAUGGUCCAUUUGUAUGUGUGAUUGAAUCCCUCUGGGAAAGUUAGUUUAAGGUAGAUAAGCUUGGGGAGACCGGAACGACAUUACAGAGGAUUAUAAGAUUACUGCCCUCUCAUUGCACUUGGUUUAACACUCCCUGGGGAUUACUCACACUUUCUAUUUUCACAUCAGAACUAAAAUGCAAAUGAUUGCAUACGGUCUUCAUCAGGGUUUGAUCCGCUGUAAACCAUUUUGUUAAUUAAAUUGACUUUCUUAUUAAAUAACUCUGAUGCUG
This is a messenger RNA of Nothobranchius furzeri (turquoise killifish), 3659 nucleotides long. Its product is annotated as KIAA0753 ortholog. Gene Ontology annotation, biological process: protein localization to centrosome; centriole replication. The record is from RefSeq and is a predicted model, not a curated record. Lineage: Eukaryota; Metazoa; Chordata; Actinopteri; Cyprinodontiformes; Nothobranchiidae. Gene Ontology annotation, cellular component: centriolar satellite.